AUGGCACAGAGGAAAGGGGCAAUAAAGGAGGUCAUUCCUGAAGAGUCUUUACCUUUUAUACAGAAAAUCGCCUGCAUGCAGAUGAACCUCAGCGAUGCUUAUUAUUUCUUGAGUGGUUAUUAUAUGGAUGAUGUGGCAGUGGCCGGUGUUGCAGCAUACAUUCAGGACCAGCCUGCAGUGAAAUGGUAUCAUGCAAAAGAAUCCAUGAGAUACAUCAUAAGUAGAGGUAAUAAAGUCUGCCUUCCGGAUAUUCAGAGACCUCAACUAGAUCACCAGAGAUGUAUUGACUGUUUAACAACUGUUCUAUGUAUGGAAAAAGAAUUAACUGAGGUCCUGCGAAGUCUGUAUUCCACGGCCUUUAAUACUGGAGAUACCGAUGAAGAAGGAAGAAGAAGAAGAAGAAGAAGAAGAAGAAGAAGAAGAAGA
Molecule: messenger RNA, 426 nt
Organism: Peromyscus maniculatus bairdii (prairie deer mouse)
Lineage: Eukaryota; Metazoa; Chordata; Mammalia; Rodentia; Cricetidae
Product: ferritin heavy chain B-like
Biological process (GO): intracellular iron ion homeostasis; iron ion transport
Cellular component (GO): cytoplasm
Molecular function (GO): ferrous iron binding; ferric iron binding
Source: RefSeq, a predicted model, not a curated record